AUGGAAAGAAGAAUGGCACCGGGUCAGGACACACAGUUGGAGAAAGUCAUUGGUGAGGUGUUGAAGAGUGGGGAUACCCGCGCACUGGAUGUAUUCUUGCAAAGGGAAAUACAAGAAGGCACCUCUUUUAACUGUUCUCAACACUUUCUUACUAAAUUGGAUAAACUUGUACACAAGUGUUUGGAUCAAAAAGAUGCCAAAUCAGCUAGUCUGGUUCUGGCUAUCAUCUCCAAAUGUGGGGACAACCUGAAACUACCUGGCGGUGGCCAAGGGCUCUGUGGGAUAAUAGGUCGAGGCCUUAUCAAAAAGAUGGUACAGUGGUUUGAGAAAUGCAGGCAGCUGUGGAUCCAGGGUGGCCCACAGUGGGAUGAGCCUUUGUUCAACCUUUCUGAGGAUUUCUUUGAUGCCCUAACGGCGGUACAUGAAGCAUCUAAAGAGGGAACAUACAACAUCACUGAGUCCUUCCUGUAUCCUGUUGGUCAAUUGGGAAUUGACCCCAGAAUCUACAUCCUGAUCCAGAAGGAGGCAAUCCGUAAAUUUAAUCUAAUUCUGGACAAAAUUCCAGUGGAGCUCAAGAAAGAGAGGAAGAUGCUCACAUCACAGGAGGCCUCGGAUAUUAUGGUCAAGCUGGCUGGUCGGAUAUUGGAGGGUGGUGAUUACGACUUGCAGACAGCCCUGACCGAGGCAUUGUGCAGAAUGGCCACUCCUAUCCAGAGGAGGGAGCUGGCAAGUCGAUGGUUCAGCAUGGAGCAUGUGGCCAGUGCCUUUGCCAAGAUCAGUGAUUCUGAGUUUGAGACGGAUUGUCGCAAGUUUCUGAAUUUGGUGAAUGGGAUGCAGGGAGACAAGAGAAGGGUGUAUUCCUACCCGUGUUUGGAAGUGUAUCUGGACAAGCAUGAGCUGCUGAUGCCCGCUGAUGAGAAACUGGAGGAAUUCUGGAUCGACUUCAACCUUGGCAGCCACAGCAUCUCCUUUUACUUCUCUUUGGCCGAUGGAGACGGAGAGGAGUGUCAGUGGGAUACGAUCUGUAUCAAUGAGAAUGAACUCCAAAGCUACACUGUUAAAGAGGAAGGCAAGAGGAAAGUCUUGCAGUUAAACCUGUCAGAGGUGGUGAUGGUUGGUGGGGUUGAAGGAUCAAGUCUUACCAUCCACUUCAGCUCCUCACUGGACAUCCUGCAGGCUGCUCGUAGCAUCUAUGGACAAACCAAAAACACAAGCUUUGUAGGGAAGACGGGCACAUCCGUGGUGAAGACUACAGUUAAAAUCAUCAUUGAGGAGAACAGCUCCCAGCAGGUCGUCCCAGAGAGCCAGGUGUCCCUUGGUGAAAGUCAGAAAAGCACCGCCCCCUAUCUUUUGCCUGCUCCGACCGCACCUGUACAGAUAUUGACCCCUGCCAAUAUGAAGAUUUCAGAGUCCACCACCUUCAUAUGCAACAGUGCAGGAGGAAGUGUGCACAGUGCUGGCUCUCUCUCUGCUGUUAUGCAAAACACUCUAUCCAAGGGUAAAGGGAACCCAUCUUUGCUGAGAAGCGUGGCCUCCAAGAAGGGGGAUAACACCAAUGUUGACAAACAAAAAAAGAACACACCUUUGGAAAAAGCAGUAGAUAAAGUUCAAACUGGACAGCGAGAAGAACAGUCCCUGGAGGAUAAUUAUGUGCCUGACACCCAGCCCACACAUGUGAAACAAAUUUCUUCUAACUGGGGCAGACGGUCUGUUUCUGAAAUGCUAGCGAUGACCACACAGAAAGUAAAAACUCUGCAAAGACCUGAGCCUCAGUCAAGUUUGUCACACCAGCAGGAGCGCUCAUCCAUAGUGCUGAGAGGGUCAGUACCAGACUCAGGCCCAAUCAGCCAAAAGCAGCUCCAUACAAAGCUCACCCAGCGCCUGCAGAAGGUCCUCAGUGAGAGAUUCCAAGAUGGUGCACCUCAAGAGGCAGCUGCACCUCAAGGGAAAAUGUGUGAUUUCAACAGGCACUCAAAAAGCAGAAGCACUGCAGACCAGUGUUCUUCCACUUUAUGUGCUCAUCAAGUGCAGCAGACCCAGAGAACUGGCUCAGGCAAAGUCAAGACUAAAGGCCAGAUGUCACUGGAGGCAGAUGCUGCUCCACACAAAGCUCCAGUCGAGGCCCUCAACACUACAUCACUGCAGGAGAGAGUAACACCCGACAUCACGGCUGAUACUAACAGGGCUCUCUCAAGCAAAGAGAAGAGAGAUGCAAAGGUUGCAAAAAGCAUGGUGAAGCUCAUCUCUAGCCAUUAUGAGACUAACACUCAAUCCACAGCCAAAAAUAAAGCAGAGAAUAUCCAAGAGAGCCAGAUUCCUCCUCUUGUUAACAGGCCAAUCUUCAAUAUGAACUGGUAUUCAACUGGUAAAAAAGACACAUCCGGAGCUUUGAGCAUGAUGAAAUCCCAGAGUAAAAGAGCAACAAACUCUUCCAGAAAGGACAUCUUUGCAUUCAACCUUGAUAAACCAUUGACUAUUGGGGGAAAGGAAAAACCACUCAAUAACACGUAUGCUUCAUCAAGCAGUGACAUCCUUGACUCAAGACCCCACAGCACAACCAAGAAAGGACAACCUGUGACAAAAGAGAAGAAGCACGUGAAAAAGCAUUUGUUUAGUGACACAGACACAGACCAUGCCAUGACAGAGGUCAGCUGGCUGAGGGAGUCGAGCAGGAAACCCAAACCCAAAGUUACCAAAUAUUCAAGGCAGGCACCCAUCAAGCCUAGGGCGGAGUCACCUCAAACUUCAUGUGAAUCAUCACAUUUGCCUCCUCCCUCCCCAAAGCCUGUCAAGGGUUACACCAAACCAAAUAAUAAGCACAACGUGAAGGAGAGCGUGGAGCAGCCAAAGAAGAUGGUGAAGCCAGCAGCAGAAGCCCCCAGCAGACCACAUGCAGCAGGCAGGAGGCCCAAGAGAGCUGCAGCCACCUCUACCAAGAGCUACAGGGAACCAGAUACUGACGACAGCCAGUCAGAUGCAGAGAAGCCUCUUGCUCAUAUGGCAAAAUACUUCAGAGUAACUUCUUACUGUGCCUCUGACCAUCUGGAGAACACUGAGAAAACUCAUGAGGCUGCUCAGGUGAUGAAGAAAAAGUCUGCCACCAAACAACCAGCCAAAGGCUCCCUGAAACGAGAGAACAGUCGUCUCAGCAGCCGCUUUGAUAUCGAGUCAGAACAGCCAUCUACUUCCAAGCAGCAGAGGCCUGAGAAUGUUCUUCAAGUCACUUCAAAGUUUAGUAAGAAAAAAACCAACCCCGUUCAAGAACAGAAGAAUACAUUAAAGGAGUCGAUGGCUGCUCGCCACGACUCCUUCUGUCAGUCGCCUCCUUUCAUGGAGAGGAUGAGAUCUUGCGAGAGGUCAGCCCCAACCUUGGAUUUUAGCUUCUCCCCUCUUGUCUGCCCGCGGGGAUCUCCACUCCCUGCCUCCCCUGACCCUGCCUGCCAGGACACCCCCUCGCCAAUCCUGCGGCUACCUAAACCUUACUCUACAGUCAGCAGUAAUGGAAACUUCAAGCCCACCUCUCACUACAGUGGAGAAAAGAAGCGCAGCACAUCCAUGACUCAAUCCAUCCAGUCUGCCGCCUCUCUCAUCUCAAGGAGACAUCAAAACGCUGCACCCAAUCCUCCCAUUGGGCCGCGUGCAGCAAAGAUCAGUCCAAAUCAGCAGUGUCUCUCACCAGCACCUCAGUCUCCUUCGCCUGUGUUCACUCAACCCCUGCUGACUUCUACAUUCUUUGAGCUGGAUAAGCCAUCCUUGCCCUCUCCUCCACAGUCACCUUUCCCUGAAGACAACAAUAGCAACCUAUAUGGCAUCAGUAAAGUGUCUUCAAUAUCCAGAGUUUCACUCAGCCAAUCGUCCACUAAGUCAUCAUUGCUCACUGGCAGGGUUAAGGAAAGCCCCAGGGCUGCUCUGACUGUGUGUCACAAAACAGAGAAAACACCACUCUCAGACUCUGAUGUGGAGCCAGAACCGCCUCUUAUGUCAGGACCCAGUCGCAAGCGGCACGUCUCCAAAUCCAGUAAUUCUGAGGAAGAAGAGAAGGAAGAGAAGAUGAAAAGCAAGAUGAGAGCGCAGCGUGGUCCUCAGAUGAAGCCAAGGAAGUUGUUCAAGUCCAUCAUUGAUUUGUCUGCUGGAGGUGAGGUGAGCCAGGUCAUGUCCUCUUCCCACACGGUGAGCUCCACUCAAUGGGAGGCCGAAGAGGGCAGUGGAGACGUGGACAUGGAUGAAGAUAUGGAGUUGCCUGGAAUUGCUUUUAACCAGAGUAACGUGUGCCAGCGAUUCAGCUCUGAGCUAAAUAAGAAGUUCCAGAACCGUUGCAAGAUGGUGGAGGUUUACAACAAGCAGUCGCUGAAGACUGUCCAGCAACACGUGUCCUCCUUCAACAUACAAGUCACCAAACACAGGACACAGAGGCUUGAACAGGUUCAGAAGGUCCUUUUGGAAGAGAUCCACAAAUUGGAGCAGGAUGACACAGCACUCAGGAACAUGGAGAAGGACCUGACAGUUUACUGGAAAAAACAGGCUGUGGCUUUCCAUUCUUACCAGGAGCAGGAAACCAGGAGAAACGAGAGUCUGAAGAAAGCCUUCCAGAGCAACAUGUGUCACAGCUUGGAGUACGAGGAGAGCGUGUUCACAUCCCAGAUGUGUCUGAUGAGGAAAGAUAUGAAGUCGGUUCAGGACAGACUCCUGAGUGAGAUGCAAGUGGGGGAGAUCCAGAGUGUGAAGAAAGGUCUGCAUGCUUUGUUCUUCCCGUGAAGGAGCCAG
This is a messenger RNA of Limanda limanda (common dab), 4764 nucleotides long. RefSeq names its product synaptonemal complex protein 2 (gene sycp2). The coding region runs from base 1 to 4755 and encodes 1584 amino acids. The transcript is spliced from 45 exons. The record is from RefSeq and is a predicted model, not a curated record. NCBI's taxonomy places the organism in Eukaryota, Metazoa, Chordata, Actinopteri, Pleuronectiformes, Pleuronectidae.